AUGACAGAAGUUGAGACUAGCAGCCAAGUACAAGUGACAGAACCAGAAGUGAACAACUCCGAAACGGUGCCCAGGACGGUGGUAGACCCGGAAACAACGAUUUUUAUCGGUAAUGUGGCACGCGAUUGUACAGAAGAAGACUUAAAGAGUGUCUUUGGUGACGAAGUCGAAGUUGAGAUCCCGUCGACCAAGAGUGGCCGGUUUUUCAAGCAGAGAUACGCGUUUGUCAAGUACCCGUCGAAGAUUGACUUUGACGCCAUCCGCGAAAAACACGACAGAACCGUGGUGAAAGAAAGAGGCAUCUACAUUAGACGUGCGCAGACGCAAGAAGAAAGAGACGCGAAGCGUACUGCACGGGCCAGUCAGCAGCAGCAGAAAAAAGGCGAAACGGCCCAUAGAGUGGCGCGCAAGUCUGUACCUGCGCCCCCUCAGAAACCUGAAAGGACCAAAGCACCUUUGGAAACAAUGGAGCGGUCCAAGGACACGCUUUACGUCAACAACGUUCCAUAUCACGCUACGAAAGAGCAAAUUGCCGAGUUUUUCAGCACGCAACCGGAACUCGUGGUGCUUCCUUUGAGAAGGAUGCGCGACGUGAAAACCAAGAAAUUCUUCUUUUCUAAGAAGAUGAAUCGUGGUAUUGCAUUUGUCACUUUUGAGAACUGCACCGAUAUCGCUGCUAAAGUGGACGAAUUCAAGGGUAAGAAAUUUAACGACCGUGAGCUUGCCGUUGACGUUGCAGCGCUAAAGCCAGACCGCAGCAAUGACAAAGAGCAAACUGAGGAGUCUCCCGCACUAGCUGACGACAAGCCAGUAGCAACAGACUCGGAACAAGUCUCUGCAUGA
Lachancea mirantina is the source of this 843-nucleotide messenger RNA. NCBI's taxonomy places the organism in Eukaryota, Fungi, Ascomycota, Saccharomycetes, Saccharomycetales, Saccharomycetaceae. The record is from the annotation of a GenBank genome assembly.